Molecule: messenger RNA, 1100 nt
Organism: Helianthus annuus (common sunflower)
Lineage: Eukaryota; Viridiplantae; Streptophyta; Magnoliopsida; Asterales; Asteraceae
Product: vacuolar protein sorting-associated protein 60.2
Exons: 7
Coding region: 180-890 (236 amino acids)
Biological process (GO): vesicle budding from membrane; late endosome to vacuole transport via multivesicular body sorting pathway
Cellular component (GO): multivesicular body
Source: RefSeq, a predicted model, not a curated record
UAACUUACCCAUCCCAGAUAGAUUGACAUGAUCAAAAAGCAACAACCUUCUUCACCCACACCCAACAUCCAAAAUCUCUUCAUUCUCUCGUAGAUCAUCAUCCUCACCGUUCAAUUAGGGUUUCAAAUCCAACACAAACCUUGAAUUACCACACACAAAAUUGAAGUAAAACAGCAAAUAUGAGGAGAGUAUUCGGCGUUAAAAAAGACAAAGAACCGCCUCCUUCUGUUAACGACGCCUCUGAUCGGAUUAAUAAAAGAGGUGAGACUGUGGAUGAAAAGAUCAAACGGCUUGAUGCUGAGCUUGCUCGAUAUAAAGAACAGAUUAAGAAGACUAGACCCGGUCCAGCUCAAGAAGCUGUCAAGGCUCGAGCUAUGAGAGUUCUUAAGCAAAAAAGAAUGUAUGAAGGACAACGUGACAUGUUAUAUAAUCAAACAUUCAACCUAGAUCAAGUGGCAUUUGCUUCAGAAGGGAUUAAAGAUGCUCAGCAAACAAUGUCGGCUUUGAAAUCAGCAAAUAAAGAGUUGAAAGGAAUGAUGAAAACCGUCAAGAUUCAAGACAUUGAUAACUUGCAAGAUGAAAUGAUGGACAUGAUGGAUAUCAGCAACGAAAUACAAGAAUCUCUCGGUAGAAGUUACAGUGUGCCCGAUGAUAUCGAUGAAGAUGAGCUUUUGGGUGAACUUGAUGCGCUCGAGGCUGAUAUGGGGCAGGAAACUGAAGGUGAAGGGGUACCGUCAUAUCUUCAACCUGAUAACGAGCCUGAUUUGAGCGAAGAACUCAACUUGCCUUCAGCUCCAAGUGGACAAGCGGUGCCAGCUGGCAGAGUUAACAAUCAGCCUGUGGAUGAACAUGGGUUUCCUGCUGUCCCUCAUGCAUCACUUCGCACUUAAGCCCGAACCGCUUGGCUAUUAGUCUGUUUAUUCUUCGGCUGGCUGGCUUGGCAUCUUUACUACUACUACUACCACCUUUUUACCUCUGUAAACAAUAGUGUGCAUAUCCGAACAUGAUUACUUUUAUUUGAUGUCAUUUAGAAUAUGAUCUUAUGAAUAAACUCCUACAUUUGGAUUAUAACAAGUAUAUAAUAAUGUUUACUUUUAUCU